Molecule: messenger RNA, 418 nt
Organism: Ostrinia furnacalis (Asian corn borer)
Lineage: Eukaryota; Metazoa; Arthropoda; Insecta; Lepidoptera; Crambidae
Product: larval cuticle protein LCP-22-like
Exons: 2
Coding region: 16-291 (91 amino acids)
Source: RefSeq, a predicted model, not a curated record
AAACAGCUGACGUUUAUGUUUUUCAUCAGAUUCGAGACCAGCAACGGCAUAGCCGUGGGCGGGCAAGGAGAACCCCGGAAUUUCGGCGGCAACCCUCCAGUAGUCCCAGUGGUUAGCCAGGGCUACUACAGCUUCUACACUCCAGACGGUCAAGCUAACAGCAUCUCAUACAUUGCCGAUGAGAACGGUUACCAGGCAUCGGGUUCGGGUAUCCCCACGCCUCCCCCCACACCGCCAGCAAUCUUGAAGGCCCUGGAUUACCUCGCUAGAAGCGGCCAGCUGAAGAAAUAAGACAUAAGACACGUAACAUAAAUAGUCUUUAAGUUACUUAAAUUCAGAUAAAGAGUGAUUAAUUAUAAUAAUUGUAACUAGUAUUUUAAUGCACAACUUCAUUGAAUAAAAGUAUGACGGAUGAUAA